GUCAAAACGUCACUUUUGGCUUUGAUUUGUCGCUAUCGAAGUAUUAUAGUUUAUUUGAGAAUAUAUCUCGAUGUUUUUAGCUAUAAAAUACAUUAAAUGAAAUUAUUCUAAUUAAGCAACAUGGAAACUGUGUCACUCAUGUAUAUUAAAUAUAACUACAAACAACAAAAUGUGUGAAUAUCUAUGAAGUUACCAAGAUAAUGUCCAUACGAUGGAGUAUUUCUCACUGUUGUUGUUGAUUACUAGUUUUGGAAUUAUUGAUAUAUUUGCUGAAAAUGAUAACUGUACGAGAGCCAACAUUCGUGGAGACUACAAGUUGUGUGUACGCAAAUUGUCAGAAUCAUUGUCGACAAAAUUCAACGAAAUAGUUAUUAACGAGCUCGGAAGCGAAUACACGGCACAUUUCGAAAUAAGGUCAGCGCACAAAAUAAACCACUACCCGGUGUCUGAUAAUGACACCUUGUUUAUUAUUGCCGAUAAAUUGAGCUACAAAAUUUCAACUGCUGCAAACAUACUGCAAGAUAUUAUGAAAAAUGUUACAGGUAGUAACAAUACUCCGUCCUACACGCAUCCGUGUCCAUUCAACUCUAUACGUAAGUCAGUGUUUAUUAAAAGUUCCAGUGUCUACUAUAAUUUGCCAGUUGUGGACUCUACAUCCAAGAUAAUGAGUAGAUUUAAGGAUUUAAAAGUUAAGAGACAGUAUUUUUUGUCGCACAUGGAUUAUGCAACUGAUAAAGACUGCACAACCAUGCCCCAUUCACAUUUACGGUAUUUAUACCAUAGUGUUGUCCACCCUGAACCAAAACUUGUUGUCUUUAUAAUAGACAACAGUAUGAGAGCAGAUUCGUUACAACAUGCUGUCAGUGUGGCCAAAGAGACAGCAUAUGCAUUGCAGAGUACUGACUACAUCGCAUUGAAAAUGACAAACACAACUGAUUUUGUUAAAUUUGAAGAUAGUUGCAGUAAUGAUGGUGUGUCUGACUUAGGGAACGCUACAGAAAACAAUAAACUACUACUGCGAGAGUAUUUGGCAAGUUUAGAUAAUGCUCCAUCAAAUGUGUCCCCACUCACUAUUAGUCAAGAGUUAAGUAACCUUUUGACACUAAAACCCUUGCCAAAAAAUAAGUUAUUUAUUUUUUUAACUGAUACAAAAGUAUUAAAAAAUGAAACAUGGCUCAAAAUAUUUCCAUACUCAAAUGGUGACAAUAAUAUGAAAUUUGCAAUAGGUUUAAUAUAUGAGAACCAAUCUGAUAGAAAUAGUUCAUUAGGUAUUCUCCAUAUUGAUAAGUGGCACAAUCACUCAACCAAUCAUUCUGUUAUGAGGGUUCACAUCAAUGACAGUGGUGUCAUUGGACAAGUUGCGUCAGCAUUCAUUUCAUUGCUGCCUGGUAACUACAACAGUAUGAAGUUGAAGGUCAUAGGUCCCAUUUGGGAAGCGACAGAAAGGGAUUUCAUGGUAUCUCUAGUAAUACCUACAAUCAAUGGUGUUUUAGGUUUAGAUCUGUAUUGGUCCGAUUUAGCUGAAGAUAUUGUUUAUUUUCAAGGUGUGAGUGUACAGAAGAGAGCAUUUGUUAUGGACUUUUCAGGCAAAGUUCUCAUGCACACAUAUUUUCCACGACCUGAAAUAUCCUCUGAAAAAAUUAAAUUCACAACUCUAGAGAACAUAGAAACUUAUGAUUUUAUAAAUAUAGUAAAGCAGGAAAUGUUAUCCAAUAGCCAUGGUAAUUUUACUAUGACCAACCAUAACUCAAGUAAAUCUAUUGUUUAUUCCUGGAAAUGGGUUGAGAAUUUGUAUAUUGUGUGUAUUGUAUCUGAAAGUGGGGAACUCAGCAAUCCCAAUAAGACUAAUAUAUAUUUUACUAGAAGCAACAAAGAGAUAUUGUUUCAUAGAUUAGAUUUAUUUCCUCCAAAAACUGGUAAAGUUUGUAGACACUUUAAACAAAUUGCAACUAUAGACCAAGGCACAGUUUAUUUAAGUCCAUCUAGUUUUCAGUCACCAUUCACAUAUCUGUAUGAUAUGGGAGAUGGUCAAGAAGCUGUUACUUACAUGCAAAACUAUUUGGCUUACCUGAAAAGUUUAGCUUAUGGUUUGCUUUCUAAUCCGGGACUAAAGAAUGAAAUUCAACAAGAUGUUGGUUUCCUGAAUCCUAUCCUAUCAUUUUAUAAAAGGCAGCAUUUACAUGGUGCUUAUUCUAAGUAUAUAGUCAGAAGAUAUGCUGUCACAGACAGUGGUGUAUUGGUUAUGUUCCCUGGAACUGUUUUAGAGUAUGAUUAUGAGCCUGUAAAGAGACCAUGGUACACAUAUGCUGUUGAAUAUCCAGGUAAAAUAAUUUUAACUCCACCCAAUUUAGAUGUUGGUGGAGCAGGUUAUAUAGUGAGUAUUUCAUAUGCAGUGAACAGUCCUAUGCAACCAACAAAAGUAGUUGCAAUGGAUGUAACAAUGGGUUUUCUUUAUAAACUUCUCAUUGAUAGUUUUCCUUUAUGUGCUUUGUCUUAUGUGAAAUGCUUUAUCAUGAAUAAUCGUGGUUACUUAGUUUCUCAUCCUGGAUUGAUGGAUCCCAACAGCUCUGGCCCUAUAGAACAGCAACAUAUCACACACAAAGAGUCAAUGAUUGCUAUAGAUAUGUUAAACCACAAAGGUUUCGUUACAAAGAGGUUGUGUAAUAAUUUUUAUGAUAAAACAAUACAAAGGUUUUAUGAAUUUAAUACAUCAUUACCAAAUGUACUCUCUAAUGUUGUGUCAGGUGAUCAUUGUGUUCAUUAUUAUAUAGCCGCAAUUCCCGGUACAAAUGCUUUCAUUGGUCUUGUCAAUGCAUCUUGUAGUGUUGGUGCAUUUUGUCCUUGUAGUAUGGUGGAUCGCCUCUGUCUUAACUGUAAUCGUAUGGAACAGACAGAAUGUGAAUGCCCUUGUGAAUGUAGUUCUGAAUUAUAUGAAUGUCCUAAUGCUAAUGUUUCUAGAUUCAACCAAGACAUACCACUCUGUGGAAUGAUGCCAGAAAAUAAUAACCAUAAAUCCCACUAUUUUAAUAACUUUGCAGAAAAUUUAAAAACAUGCUUUGACUUUCAAUGUGAAACCUAUUUGACACAUUCUUCUUGCCUGGGUGUGUUAGGUUGUGAAUGGUGUCAAGUGGACAUUGAUGGCAGAUCGCCACUGUCGGCUCCAUUUUGUACAUCGCAGUCAACAUGUUUCAAUGGAGUUUUAGGUGCACUAACUCCAUAUGGAGAAAGCACUUUUGGUCACGUAAAUAGAGACGCGUUUGGCAACUAUUCAGCCAUAGGGCCAAUUGCUGGGUGUAUAGUGACUGUAAGUUUAGUCAUAGCUGUAGCUAUUUACUGUUAUAGACAGAAUGUCACUUCUGCUAGUUGCCAUAAUUUAUAUGUAGAUGGUCCAGCCGAAACUUGGCACGAAGCAGACGUCCAAAUGAGUCAUUUACAAUCUGAAGAUAUGCACGACUUAUCUGGCCAGGAUAAAUUGUUACCCGCUAUGGAAAUAGAAGCUCCAAUAUCACCCUACAGGGUUGUAACCGGGUAUAGACGAGCACAUACUGCAGGUGGUUCAGAUCAUGGUUAUUCAACCAUGACCCCACAUGAGGACUCUGAGGCAACUGGCUUCUCUGUGAAUGAUCCAAUUGUUUUAUCUGAUGAUACGAAGUCAGAUGUAAGUUAUCCUCUUCCAGCUAAAAUAAAGCCUAGGUUGAUAAAAGGUGGUGACUUAAGCAUAACUGUUCUGCCUUGCGGCAAAAAUAGCGUUAUAGCUCCAGUUACUGUCCAUAGACACAUGGAAGCUUCCUAACAGUUAAUUUAUUUAAAUUAAAUCUACCUCCUCUGUAAAUUAUAAAAAAUAAUCUGUACAGUACAUAAUAAAAUAUACCUAAUACUUACAUUUAAUUGUGAUAUUUAUAUAUUUGUCAUAAGUUUUUGAUGUGUUUUGACAAUCAUGAAUGUAUUUUGUUAUGAAUAAUUACACCCACUGAUGUGACAUUUGUAAUUUUUUAUAGGUAGUUAAAUAAUGCAAAAUAAUAUUUUCUAUUCAAAGAUU
Achroia grisella is the source of this 4039-nucleotide messenger RNA. Its product is annotated as VWFA and cache domain-containing protein CG16868. NCBI's taxonomy places the organism in Eukaryota, Metazoa, Arthropoda, Insecta, Lepidoptera, Pyralidae. The transcript has a single exon. Gene Ontology annotation, molecular function: voltage-gated calcium channel activity. Gene Ontology annotation, cellular component: voltage-gated calcium channel complex. The coding region runs from base 212 to 3793 and encodes 1193 amino acids. The record is from RefSeq and is a predicted model, not a curated record.